Syngnathoides biaculeatus (alligator pipefish) is the source of this 2304-nucleotide messenger RNA. RefSeq names its product SPRY domain containing 4 (gene spryd4). Gene Ontology annotation, molecular function: protein binding. NCBI's taxonomy places the organism in Eukaryota, Metazoa, Chordata, Actinopteri, Syngnathiformes, Syngnathidae. The coding region runs from base 27 to 701 and encodes 224 amino acids. The transcript is spliced from 2 exons. The record is from RefSeq and is a predicted model, not a curated record.
CCACAGGAGCACGUCAGCAAGGAAACAUGGCGUCUCCCGGGAGUGCCGCUUGUUUAUGUCGCGUGGCUGGACGGACGGUCGGCUAUCUCGCGGCUGCGAGCCGCGGACGAGGAUUCCUCUGGCCGGCGAAAAGACAUUUCAGCACGUCGACUGGGCACGGUCUGCGGUUCCGCCUUGACGAGAGGACGGCUCACAGCAGUCUGGACCUCUUCAAGAAAGACACGGGCGUCAUCUACCGCGUGCUGGGUCUCGACCCCAGCCACGUGCAGGCCAACCCCGAGCGUUUCCGAGACUGGGCAGUGGUCUUUGGCGAUGAGAAGAUCACCGGCGGGCGCCACUACUGGGAAGUGACGGUCAAAAAGUCCCAGGAGUUUCGGGUGGGCGUGGCCGAAGCGCUGAUGUCCCGCGACGACUGCGUGGGGACCAGCGACGCCUCCUGGGUGUUCGGCUACGCUCAGCGCAAGUGGUUCGCCAUGACCAACAAUAAGAUGGUUCCCGUGACCCUGGUGGGCAAGGCGGACCGCGUGGGCAUCCUGCUGGACUUUGAGGCCGGCCUUCUGGGGCUGGUCGACAUUGAGAAAUGCAGGGUCGUUCACGCCCUCAGGGGUCGUUUCAAGACUCCCCUUUGCCCAGCUUUUGGACUUUGGGACGGGGAGCUGCUCACGCACUCGGGCCUGGAAGAACCGGAGGGCCUCAAGUAGCGGCUGUGAUUGGGCUUGAAAAGUGGGUGGAACGUUUCUGGAAAAAUUCCAGUGAAUUUUGGCAAAAUAUUAAGAUGGAGGAUGUUAUAACGAAAGGGCGAUUUGCAGGAAAUAGGUCAACCAUAAAUAUAAAAAUUUUCUUUUGUUUUUACAACCAGUCAUCGGCAAUAUUUGGCUCUCCUUGCCACCAGGUGAGGGCAUUUCAGUGCCUUAAUAUCCUCACACGGCCAAAGCUUUGUCAUAUCUCAAAUUUUGGUUUGCAACAUAAAGCGAAAAAUAAAUAAACAUUUAACUACAGGGAGUCCUCGGGCUACGACUGAGAUCCGUUCCUAAAGUAGAGACUUAACUCGCAUUUCGACUUAAGUCGGAUUCCACGAUUAAAGUCAGAAUUUUACAUCAAAAUAUUUUGUAUAAAAAAAACAAAUACAUUGAAAUAAACAAGAUGAUGUACUUAGCGGGACUGCUGAGAGGUGGAUGGAGAAGAAGAAGGGGAGGCUGCGCUUAGCUAUUGCCAAGGAACCUGGUCCUCAAUCCUCUCCAUCCCCACAAGUAUCAAAGAACCACGUUUUGUGGUCAUUGUACCCGACAUGGGAACGGAACCCUUCGCGUGCCCUAAAAUACGGUUUUGGUCGACCGACCGAAGCCUUGGUGGUGUUGGUGUCUCUCCUUCCUCCAAUCUUUUUAUGAUCAUGAGCUUCGUUUCCACGGUAAUGGAUUUUCUUUUGGCGUCAGAAGCAUCGCAAAAAGACCCAGCUUUCUUCUUUGGGGCGAUGAUGUCGAAAAAAGAGGGCGAAAAAUGCGAGGAAUGCUCCCGGCGCACAAACACGGACAAGCAUUAGCCAGACAAAAUGGCGGACGGGAGACGGUUGUUGUAAAGUCGAAAUGUCUUAGUUCGAGGCCGUCUUAACACGAGGACUCCCUGUACCUGGAAUUCAAAAGUCUUAAGUUGGGGCAGUUGUGAGUCCAGGUACUAGUUUAGUUUAAUAAAUUCUCGAUUUUCUAACAUGUCAACUUCCCAAAUUUUCAGAACUGUUCAACCCUCGCCGCGAUGUAUGCAAAUCAAUCAUUUGUGAAUUUUUUUUUUUUUUUUUUUUUUUUUAAUGCAUGUCAUUUUACCAAACCUUGCCAAAGUGCACUAAACAGCACCCGAAGUGUUGAUCAACUGGUCAGCGGAAUGAAAGUUUGUUUUACAUAUAUUUUCUGGUGCUACCCGACAUGGUCAUGUGACCACAGUAUUGUAUAUUGUUUAUUAAAUAACUUCGCAAAAAAAAAGCAGCUUGACAUUUCAUUUUUCACAUUAUGAGCAUGUAUUACACAUUUGCAUGUGUAUAUCUGCUUUAGUUGAUAAAUACAUAAUGGAUUAGAAUCUUGUGACAUAAUAGUUAUGAAAAGUCACUGUAAAUUGAGAUUCUGAUUUUCAGCAAAAGCAACAUUCAUACACAUAAAUUAGGUAAGAUUAAUAAAAGUGCCUGAUAGGAAUAGGCUUUAAAAAAAAUAGAUUAAUUAGUUAUUAAACUUGUGAUAUGUUUUUGUUGGUACACACACGCUGUAACAAUAUUAUGUAUUCAUAUAGGUUCCUCGCAGAAUUUGAACCCUUUGUGUA